Messenger RNA from Microthlaspi erraticum, 3543 nucleotides. Lineage: Eukaryota; Viridiplantae; Streptophyta; Magnoliopsida; Brassicales; Brassicaceae. The record is from the annotation of a GenBank genome assembly.
AUGGCAAUUUAUUACAAGUUUAAGAGUGCGAGGGAUUAUGAUACCAUCUCCAUGGAUGGACCUUUUAUAACAGUUGGUUUACUCAAAGAUAAAAUUUACGAAACAAAGCAUUUGGGCAGUGGUAAAGACCUUGACAUUGUCAUCUCUAAUGCCCAAACUAACCAAGAAUAUCUGGAUGACGCACACUUAAUCCCAAAGAACACCUCUGUCCUCAUUCGCCGUGUCCCCGGACGCCCUCGCAUCAGAAUUAUUACCCCUCAAGAGCCGAGAGUCGUCGAGGAAAGAGUGGAAAACGUUCAAGCUUACAUGAACAACAAUCCUAUAACUGCUGAUGCAUCUGUGGCUGAAGAAGAUGAGUUUGGGACUGAUCUGUAUUCACUUCCUGAUGCCCCAGCUGUCCAAUAUAGUAACCCUUCUCUUGAUCCUGCACCAGCCAAUGAGGAAGUAGAUGAAGAAACCAAACUGAAGGCGUUGAUUGACACUCCAGCAUUAGACUGGCAGCAACAAGGUGCAGAUGGUUAUGGCGCAGGCAGAGGUUAUGGGAGGGGUACGGCUGGAAGGAUGGGUGGACGCGGUUUUGGUAUGGAGAGGAAAACGCCACCACCAGGUUAUGUCUGCCAUCGUUGCAAUACUGCAGGACAUUUGAUUCAGCACUGCCCGACAAAUGGCGAUCCUAACUACAAUGUAAAGAGACCUAAACCACCCACUGGCAUCCCCAAGUCUAUGUUGAUGCCGACCCCAGAUGGCUCUUUAGCCAUGGCAGAUGGCGCAGUUGCAGCUUUGCAACCGAAUGAGGAUGCUUUUGAGAAGGCAAUGGAGGGACUGCCGUCAACAACACGUUCUGUCGGGGAAAUUCCUCCUGAGCUAAAAUGUCCCUUGUGUAAAGAAGUAAUGAGAGAUGCUGCGCUGACGAGCAAAUGCUGUUUCAAGAGCUUUUGUGACAAGUGUAUCAGAGAUCACAUAAUUGCAAAGUCAAUGUGUGUCUGUGGAGCAACCAAUGCACGAGCUGAUGAUCUUUUACCAAACAAGACGCUUAGGGAUACAAUAAACCGUAUCUUGGAGUCUGGUAACAGUAGCGCUGAGAACGCUGGCAGCAUGUGUCAAGCGCAGGAUAUGGAGUCUGCUCGUUGUCCACCUCCCAAAGCUCUGUCUCCUACUACAUCUGCAGCAUCUAUAGGCGAAAAGAAACCAGCUCCUAGUAACAACAAUGAGACUUCAACUCUAAAGCCGGCAGUAGAAGUAGCGGAGAUCACAAGUGGCCCUAUGGCGUCUGCAGAAAUUGUAAAACCUGUUGAUGCAUCUGAGAACAAUCGAGGAUCCUUGAAUGGCAAGGAAGCACAGGUGAAUACGCAGGCCCCCAAGGAAGAAAUACCCCAGCAGGUUGCUUCUGGUGAGCAAGUUAAAAAGAAGAAGAAGAAACCUCGGAUGCCUGGAACAGUGGCAGACAUGCAAUGGAAUCCCAUGCAAGCAGGGCCUGAGUACAUGAUGCCUAUGGGUCCAGGUCCGAGUAAUCCUUACUUCAACGGUAUGCAAGGCGGGUUCCAACCCGGGUUCAACGGCUUUCACCAUGGUUUCAAUGGGUUUGGAGGCCCUUAUCCCGGCGCCAUGCCUCCCAUGUAUGGACUUGGAGGCCCCAUGGACAUGUCUUUUCACGGCGUGAUGCAUCCACCGCCUUUUGCUCCACAGGGCUUUGGUUUCCCUAAUAUACCACCACCUCAUAGGGACCUUGCGGAGAUGGGAAACCGUAUGAAUCUCCAACGUCCUCUCAUGGGGAGAGAGGAAUUUGAAGCUCGGAAAGUCGAGAUGAUGAGAAAGCGUGAAAACGAGAGAGGGAAUGCCGGUGAGAAGAGCAGAAUGAUGAACAACUCUGCCGCAGCCUCUUCCUCACCAAUGAAGCCAAAAUCUAGACCAUCUCCACCGAAUCCGGAUUACGACCGUCGCAGGCGAUCGGAGAGAUUAUCACCGGAGCCUCGUCAGAGGUUCAACUCUCCCCCUCGAGUAUCCAGCAGGAAAUCCGAGCGUGAUCAUCGUCACCAAGACCAUGAUUCAGAGCAUGAUCGCCGUCGCGACCGCCGGGAUGAUGAUAGGAGACGGGAACGCCACCGGGAGGAAGAUCGCAAGCACAGCAAGAGAUCGGAGAAGCAACCGUCAGUGCCGAGUGCAGCUGCUACCAAAUCAGAGAUUGAGGAUGACCACAAGGCCAGCGUUUUUGCUCGGAUAAGCUUUAACGUGCCGGAAUCUUCUUCCGGCAAACAACGGAAGACGUCAAAGUCUUCUCCGGCGCCGGAGGCCGCGACACAGGCCGUAUUCUCGGGACACGAAGAGCUGCUCAAGAGUGAGCUAUGCGAUGUGAUUGUGGUGUCAUCUCCAAAUAUGACUCAUCAUCAGAUUCUAAUUGACAUAAUCAAUUAUCCAAAACCGCACCAUGUUCUUGUUGAGAAGCCCUUAUGCACCACAGUUGCAGACUGCAAACAGGUUCUGGAGACUGCAAAGAAAAGGUCAGACAUGGUGGUGCAAGUUGGGUUAGAGUACAGAUACAUGCCACCAGUGGCUAAGCUCAUUGAGAAAGUGAAAAGCAGAGAUUUUGGCAAUGUCAAGAUGGUAGCAAUCCGAGAACAUAGAUUCCCUUUCUUGGUUAAGGUGAACAACUGGAAUAGGUUCAAUGUGAACACUGGAGGGACCUUAGUGGAGAAAUGCUGCCACUUCUUUGAUCUAAUGAGGCUCUUUGCUGGUGCAAAUCCUCUAUGUGUGAUGGCUUCUGGAGGCAUGGAUGUGAACCACAAGGAUGAAGUUUAUGAUGGCAAGGUGCCUGAUAUAAUUGAUAACGCUUAUGUGAUAAUCGAGUUUGACAAUGGAUGUCGUGGGAUGCUUGAUCUUUGUAUGUUUGCUGAAGGAAGCAAAAACGAACAAGAAAUCUCUGUUACUGGUGACAUUGGAAAGGGGGAGGCACUUGUUCCAGAGGGCAUAGUUCGAUUUGGAAGUCGUGCACAAGGAAGAGAACACGUUCAGACGAUAAAAGCUGAGGAUGAAAGAAUAAAAUAUGAAGGUUUACAUCACGGAUCGAGUUACUUGGAACACCUCAUAUUCUUAUCAGCAAUCAGAGGUGAAAGACGAGCAGCUGUUGAUUUGGAAGACGGAUUAAUGGCUGUUGCCAUUGGAGUUGCUGCACAGCUCUCCAUUCAAGAGCGCCGCUAUGUAUCUAUUGAAGAGAGUUCGAUUGGUUUUGGGACUGAGAAAUAUCCCUUGAUUCGAACUCUUGUUCCCAUAAAACAACCAUGGGAUACAAGAGCUAUUGAUCUUCCUGCCCCUUCAAAGAGGAGUUUGUCGAAGCCAAAGGAUCUUCCUGCCCGUUCAGAGAAGAGUUUGUCGAAGCCAAAGGGUGGUGGGAAGAACAAACUAGUUUGGAGUCCAAUAAUUAUAAGUAAUGAAUCGUCCUCCGAGCAUCUUCGAGUCCCGCCAAAGGAUACUAGUGUGUGUGGUGAGAGAAACAAGAGUAACAAGUAUCAUGUUGGGAAGGUCGGACAAGUUUGGGUUUGUGAUUAG